AUGGCACAUCAAAUUAAUCCUCAUCAACAAAAAUUAGCAGAGAAAUUAACGAUUCUCAAUGAUCGAGGAAUUGGAAUGUUAACGAGAAUAUUUAAUAUUAAAAAAGCAUGUGCUGAAACAAAAUCGAAACCAUCAUUUCUACUUGAUAAAAAUCUCGAAUCGGUUCUUCGUCAGAUACAAAAAAAAUUUCCAGCCGUUGAUAAAAGUCAAUUUCAAUCACUCACAUCUAUUAAAACUGAUAUAAUCAAAUCACUUGCAAUAUAUUAUUUUACAUUUGUUGAUCUAUUAGAAUUUCGAGAUCACGUUACUGAUUUAUUAACUACUAUCGAUGCAUGUCAAGUUCAUUUUGAUAUUGCACUUAAUUACGAUUUAACAAAAUCAUAUUUAGAAUUAAUUUCAACAUAUAUAUCACUUAUGAUUCUUUUAUCACGUGUUGAUGAUCGUAAAGUAGUUCUUGGUCUCUAUAAUAUAGCUACAGAUUUAACACAUGGUCAUGGUGAUGCAAGUUUUCCACGUCUUGGUCAAAUGAUAAUUGAUUAUGAACAACCAUUACGUAAAUUACAUGAUGAAUUUGUUCCUCAUGUACGUUCAAUUGGUGAUGCUAUACAAUCCUUAGCACCAAUAUAUGAUCGUCGUACAUGUAAAGUAUCAGAUUGGCGUGCAAAAACUUUACUUAGUUUACUUGCUACACCUCAAACAGCUCAUUUAAUGGAUGCAUCAGAAACUUUACCAUGUGAAUAUUUAUCACAGGAAACAAUUGAACGUUGGAUUAUUUAUACAUUAAUUGUAUGUCCACAACAAUUGGUUAUGAAUUCGAAAUGUAUGCAAUUAUUUGAAAAAGCUUUAUCGAAUAGUUUCGUUCAUGUACUUUAUCGAGAUGAAUUAUUAUUAACCCAUCAAUAUUUACAUCAAAAUUUAGAUAUUUAUAAAUCAUACAGACAAUUAAAAUUAACAGAAUUAUUGAAUGAUACAUUUAAAAAGGCAAUGACAGAACAACCUUUAUAUAGACGUGAACGACGAAAAUAUAUUCGACCACAACUAAAAGAAUUGGCUUUAAUUUUUGCAGAUCAACCAGCGUUACUUGGUCCGAAACUAUUAACUGCUUUUACUGCACUAAGUUUAGCACGUGAUGAAAUCGUUUGGUUGUUACGACAUAGUGAAAAUUUUCCAACUAAACUUCAAAAAGAAGCAAAUAAAAAAACAACUGGUACAACACGAGAUGAUUAUAGUGAUCGAACAUAUCCAGAAUUUUUAUUCUAUAUUGAGGAACUUCGUCAUUUAAUUACAACAUAUUCUUCUGUAAUUAAACAAUAUUAUAUUGAAUGUUUAUCAACACUUGAUUCGAAUGAAUUACAAAUAAAUAUCAAAAAUCUUAAUAUGUCAUGUACUGAAGAUGAAUCAAUUUUAUUAACAUCAUUUUAUAAUACAAUAACAACAUUAUCAACAACAGCAAGUGCUGAUUUACGUGCAUUACGUCUUGAUUGGUUUCGUAUGCAAGCAUAUACAAGUGUAACAAAAAAAUCAUCAUUAUCAUUAAUAUCACUUUCACAUAAUGAACAUUUUGCUCAAACAAUGAAUACAAUUUGUUUUCAUUCAAAAUGUGUUGACGAUAUCGAAACAUUAUUAUAUGAAACAAGUGAUUUAUCAAUAUUUUAUUUUUAUUUAACACAAUUUGAUCAUUUAUUUUCAUCAUGUAUUUAUUAUCCAUCACAAAUACGUUAUGCAAUUGCAUUUCCAUUAAUUUGUCAACAUUUUAUAAAUGCAACACAUGAAUUAUGUCCAGAAGAACGACAACAAAUUGGUGAUUUAAGUUUAAAAAGUGCUCAUGCAUUUGUUGAUGAAAUCUGUAAACAAAUUAAAAGUACUGUUUCAGAAAUUGCAAAUGAAUAUUUUCUUAUGAAUGAACAGCUUUUACCUAAAAAUGCAGUUAUAUCACGUUUACGAAAAAAGAUGCCAACAGAACAAUUAUCAAAAAACAUAAUUCUUCAUCGAAACAUGAUACAGUCAAUGGUACAAA
This is a messenger RNA of Adineta steineri, 2017 nucleotides long. The record is from the annotation of a GenBank genome assembly. NCBI's taxonomy places the organism in Eukaryota, Metazoa, Rotifera, Eurotatoria, Adinetida, Adinetidae.